GGUAUUAGCGAAUAAUAGUUGCUGCAGCGGCGGCCACCCAGCCAGCCAGCCUCAACCCCAAGCCCUCCAACCCCAAGAGAGGCCGCGCCGCGAGAGAGAGAGAGAGAUCCAAUCCAAUCCGGCCCCCGUCUCCCCCCCUCCUCCACGCCGCGGCGCCGCUCCGGUUGCUUGCUCAGGGGGGCGGGCUGCUGAUCGAAAUGGGCGGGCGCGUGUCCAAGGCGGUGGCCUGCUGCUGCUGCCGCUCGCAGCACCAUGGAGUCGUCGUCGAGAGCUCGGAGAAGACGGCGGAGGAGGACCAUGGGGAGUCGUAUGAGCUGCCGGCCUUUCAGGAAUUCUCCUUCGAGCAGCUGAGGCUGGCCACCUCAGGCUUUGCGGUGGAGAACAUCGUGUCUGAGCAUGGUGAGAAGGCGCCCAAUGUGGUGUACAAGGGGAAGCUCGACGCGCAGCGUCGCAUCGCUGUGAAGAGGUUCAACCGUUCUGCAUGGCCUGACCCGCGGCAGUUCUUGGAAGAAGCUAAAUCAGUUGGACAACUUCGGAGAAAGGUUAGCAAUUUGCUUGGCUGUUGCUGCGAAGGUGACGAGAGAUUGCUUGUUGCAGAAUACAUGCCCAAUGACACACUAGCGAAGCAUCUUUUCCAUUGGGAGGCGCAAGCAAUGAAAUGGCCCAUGAGAUUAAGAGUUGUUCUCUAUCUGGCUGAGGCUUUAGAAUAUUGCACCAGCAAGGGGCGUGCUCUGUACCAUGAUCUUAAUGCCUACAGAGUUCUCUUUGAUGAUGACUGUAACCCUAGGCUUUCAUGUUUUGGCCUCAUGAAGAACAGUCGAGAUGGUAAAAGCUACAGUACCAAUCUGGCGUUUACUCCUCCAGAGUACAUGAGAACUGGACGUAUCACACCUGAGAGUGUCAUUUACAGCUUUGGUACCUUGCUUUUGGAUGUUCUUAGUGGGAAGCAUAUUCCUCCUAGCCAUGCCCUUGACCUGAUUCGAGAUCGGAAUUUUAACAUGCUGACAGACUCCUGUUUAGAGGGUCAAUUUUCAAAUGAGGAAGGGACAGAACUAGUGCGAUUAGCUUCAAGAUGCCUGCACUAUGAACCUCGUGAACGACCUAAUGUAAGAUCUCUGGUGCAAGCAUUGGCUCCUCUUCAGAAGGAUCUUGAGACUCCAUCUUAUGAACUGAUGGAUAUACCCCGUGGUGGUGCAACAUCUGUUCAGUCAUUGCUUCUUUCUCCUCUUGCUGAAGCUUGUUCCAGAAAGGAUCUGACAGCAAUACAUGAAAUCCUAGAAAAGACGGGCUACAAGGAUGAUGAGGGAACAGCAAAUGAGCUCUCAUUUCAGAUGUGGACCAAUCAAAUGCAAGAUACAUUGAACUCAAAGAAGAAGGGUGACAAUGCUUUUCGACAAAAGGACUUCUCUUCUGCAAUUGACUGUUAUUCUCAGUUCAUUGAAGUUGGUACGAUGGUUUCUCCGACCAUUUAUGCGCGGCGUUGCCUGUCAUAUCUGAUGAAUGACAAGGCAGAACAAGCUCUCAGUGAUGCGAUGCAAGCGCUAGUAAUAUCUCCAACAUGGCCAACUGCAUUUUAUCUUCAGGCUGCUGCUCUGCUUUCUUUAGGCAUGGAGAAUGAAGCUCAAGAAGCAAUCAAGGAUGGUUGUGCCCAUGAGACAAGUAGCAGCAGUGGACAUUGAAUAUGACUGAACAAAUUUGUAGUUCAGAAAAUGCACAUAACUUCAGGUGUUUUGGUGUGAACAAUCAUUGGACAUGGAAGCAGCUGUUGUUCAUUUGUCAAUUUGGCUAGGGGUUUCUUUAACCUUGUUCUGAUUUGCACGUGCGGAAGGUCGUCCCUCGUCCAUAUGUUCAUGUAGGAUGUAUAUAUGGAAGAAAGCGACAGCAGAGGCCCUGAAAGAGAUUGCAAAGACAUUGAAGGUGAAUAAGUCCUGCAGACACGACAUUGAUGGGGGAAGGGCAAAACUUGGUCUUGGUUCCUCCUACCCAAGAAAAUGGGAAAACGAAAAAAAAAAAGGGAUUGUUAUCAAAAGGCGUUGUUGAUGUACAUGUCAAUCUUGCUGGUAGGCGUGUAAACUUGUACAGCAAGCGUUGUGUUUUCUCCAGGUCAUUUUUCUUUUCUUUUUGGUUUUGUUUCAUAUGUGUUAGCCCCCAUUGGUAUAUUCUAGAGAAAAUCGUGGAAUUCUUGUCAGGCGGAAAUUGGCAGUGUUGAAGGGCUUGGUUCAUUUGCAAAUCUUGGACGGGCUCAUCACCCCCGGUCCAGUUUAA
Messenger RNA from Oryza sativa Japonica Group (Japanese rice), 2265 nucleotides. Its product is annotated as probable serine/threonine-protein kinase BSK3. NCBI's taxonomy places the organism in Eukaryota, Viridiplantae, Streptophyta, Magnoliopsida, Poales, Poaceae. The record is from RefSeq and is a predicted model, not a curated record. Gene Ontology annotation, molecular function: protein kinase activity; protein binding; ATP binding. Gene Ontology annotation, biological process: protein phosphorylation; brassinosteroid mediated signaling pathway.